UAUUCGACCUCAAACCACAAUCGAACUCGACUUCGUGCAGACUCACCAAUCUCCCACCUGCAUCGACAGAACUCAUUCACAAUGUCUCACGCCGAGCUCGCUUCGUCCUACGCGGCCCUGAUCCUCGCCGACGACGGCGUUGAGAUCACCGCCGACAAGCUCCAGACCCUCAUCAAGGCCGCCAAGGUCGAGGACGUCGAGCCCAUCUGGACCUCCAUCUUCGCCAAGGCUCUUGAGGGCAAGGAUGUCAAGGACCUCCUCGUGAACGUCGGCUCCGGUGGUGGUGCCGCCGCUGCCGCUGGCGGUGCUGCUGCUGCUGGUGGCGAAGCCGCCGCUGCUCCCGCUGAGGAGGAGAAGGAGGAGGAGGCUGAGGAGUCUGACGAGGACAUGGGCUUCGGUCUCUUCGACUAA
Fusarium falciforme is the source of this 411-nucleotide messenger RNA. Its product is annotated as 60S acidic ribosomal protein P1. The record is from RefSeq and is a predicted model, not a curated record. Gene Ontology annotation, biological process: translational elongation; cytoplasmic translation. The coding region runs from base 82 to 411 and encodes 109 amino acids. Lineage: Eukaryota; Fungi; Ascomycota; Sordariomycetes; Hypocreales; Nectriaceae. Gene Ontology annotation, cellular component: cytosolic large ribosomal subunit; ribosome. Gene Ontology annotation, molecular function: ribonucleoprotein complex binding; structural constituent of ribosome; protein kinase activator activity. The transcript has 4 exons.